AUGCACAGAGAGGCCUUAGCUGGAAACCCUAAUCCUAGCAGGCACUUGCAGGCCCUGCACUUCCUCGGAGCGCUAGCCAGGAUCAACAAGCUCAGGGCCAGGAAAUCCCCUCCUUCCCGGCGAGCCACAGCGCUAGGAGGACGAAGGAUCACCCGCGCUGCUUACGCCGCCAUGGCUGUCGCCGCUGGGCCAAGGAGGGCUUGGAGCAGGGCCAUACUUCUUGGCCUCCGUAGAAACUCCAUUGCCAAGCCUUUCUUGAUCAAGAAGAGGAUCCUAAAACCUCACAGGGAGCUGAGGGAUGUGGGGAGCAGAGCUGAGGAGCUCCGUCGCCUUCUACCGGGGGCUAGAAGGAUGGAAUUCGGCAGCCUCUUGGAUGAGACCCUCAACUACAUACACCACCUCACCGCUCAGGUAGGGAUAAUGCAGAAGAUCGCCGAUUCCCUCUGUAAGUAA
Molecule: messenger RNA, 453 nt
Organism: Spirodela intermedia
Lineage: Eukaryota; Viridiplantae; Streptophyta; Magnoliopsida; Alismatales; Araceae
Source: the annotation of a GenBank genome assembly